This is a messenger RNA of Geodia barretti, 756 nucleotides long. The record is from the annotation of a GenBank genome assembly. NCBI's taxonomy places the organism in Eukaryota, Metazoa, Porifera, Demospongiae, Tetractinellida, Geodiidae.
AUGGGAAACUUAAAAGUUGGUGCUGCGAAGAUUGACAUCACGCCGCCGCUCGGCUGCAACAUGGCAGGAUAUGCGGGGCGAGACAGCGGCAGCGAAACAAUCGCCGAUGCACUCUACGCGAAAGCCAUCGUAUUUGACGAUGGGGAUACACAAGCUGCGAUCAUCACCAAUGAUUUGAUUGGUGUAGAAGCGAUAUUUGUCGAUCAUGUUCGCCAAACAAUUGAGGAGACGACAGGGAUUCCGGCGGGCAACGUGAUGGUCAGUUGCUCCCACACGCAUUUCGGUCCUGAAGUCCGUGCAUCACGCUCCACAUCCCCUGAUAAUCCCAAGAAUCGCAUUUACGCCAACAUGCUUGCACAGCAGCUCACGACGCUCACGCAACUCGCUCAACAGCGGCUUCAACCGGCACGGGUUGGCGCCGGACAGGGGAUCGCGGAUCAGGUCAGCUAUAAUCGGCACACGAUUCGCCCAGACGGGAGUGCACAAACCAACUUUCGUCUCCCUGAUCCCGAUUCAGGUCUGACGUUCGGUCCCUAUGAUUCGACGGUGAGAGCCCUCCGCGUUGAUAGCGUAACGGGGGAACUAGCGGCUUCUCUUAUCCAUUUCGCUUGCCACCCCGUUACCACAACAGAUCGGAUGUACACAAUUAGCGCGGACUAUCCGGGGUAUGCAAUGGAAGUAGUCGAGACAGGGGAGGGUGGAACAUGUUUGUUUGGAUUGGGCUGUGCAGGCAAUAUUGUUCCCUAUCCAGCGUGA